AUGUCGAACAACCUCACAUUUGUAGAAUAUCAAGACCCAGGCGUACAAGCGCAGCGCAUCCGGUCGCGAAGGGCCUGUAGUGAGUGUCGGCACAAGAAGAGACGAUGCAGUCAUCAGCUGCGAAAACCCUUUGGGCCUCAAACACGCGCCGGCCGAGGCUCGCACCUUACCGGGUUCCAGUCCAUUGCCACGUCACAGAAUACUCAACUCACUGAUUCUCGGCCAGAGGCAGAAACUGAGCAAACAAGCCAUGAGGAUCCACAUAGGUCGCCCAGUGUUCAAUCAAUAACAGCUCCCCAGCAGCAGUAUGACAAGCCUCGGAAUGACCGGCAACAUCAGCAGCUCCCUUCACGACAUGGAGCGCAGAGUUACGCGGAUCAACCAUGCACGUCUGAUGAACACACUAGCCCCCCAACGACGCGCUUUGUUGGUGAUCUGAAUCCACAAACUCGACUGCUCCUUGGAAACAGUAUCGCCCUUGACGAUGAACUGGAGGUUGGCAGAGGAGAGGUAGGAGUGUGGCUCCAGGCUCAGGCACGACCCUGCAGCAAAUGUGGAUGCCUCCCUGAUACCUUCGUUACAUCUUCUCCAGCAUCCAGGGGUUUGCGAUCACUCCCGUCAGAUCUUCUAUCCCAGAAUACAAUUAAAGGGCUGUCAGAUCUUUACUUCACCAACGUCCAUCCGAUCCUGCCACUCCUCAACAAAGAAGAGUACUGGCAGUCUUUGUCUUCGGGAACGAGCUCCACACCAUUGUUGCACGUUGUAUGUUUGCUUUCUGCCAAAGACAAUGCGGCGGAGAAAUUCUUGAAAUUCUUAUAUUCUGGAGAUACUCUGGUGUCAGUCCGGGAAUUUUGCAGCCGCCUGUACAUGUCGAUCUCAGCGGCGCUCUCUCGGCGCAAUAGUAUGAGAAAGCUGACCCUGGUGCGCAUACUUGGACUUCUUUCUUUGCACCACGAAGGCAGUGACGGUGCGGAUCAAGCAUCCUGCUAUAUUGCCGAAGCCAUCAACCAUGCGCAAACGCUGACACUGCAUUUGCCACGACCAGUCGAUACCAACAACGAGCUUAAACGAGUUUUCUGGUGUCUUUGGACACUCGACCGAUUGAAUGCCGCGACCAAUGCACGACCGUGCCAUAUGAGCGACGUUGACAUAUCUAUCCCCGAGCUGACGCAAGAGGAAUCUGGCUACGUCGCAUUUGACGUGUGGUUUCGUAUCGCCAGGAUCCUGAACAAAGUCAUCGAGUUCUAUCGACCCAAACUCGAGGAUCCCGUUUCCGGGUUGGACUCCGGGUUUCCAGCCUUUGAACAGAUCAUGGACGAAAUGCACGCUUGGCAACUAUCUCAAUCCAGUAUUGCCACUCUCCAUAUCUUUUACCUCGCCAUUGCAGUCCUUGGGCAUCGUCUCAAGGCUAUCACGAGCCUACCACCACCCACUCCGGCAAGACUGCGGCAACAGCUUGCCACUGUCCAGGUCAUCAGGUACAUGGAGGACACGAACCGAUUGAACGCGUUGCAUCCAUUUCCUAUUGCCGUAUAUGCUGUAUCGCUUGCCCUGUCUGUCUCUUAUCAGCAGCUCAAAUUCAGUCGUCUUCCCAGUGACCGGGAGGAUGCGCGCCGCGAUUUCCAGAAAUGCUGCGUCAUCAUGCAGGAGCUGAGGCGUAAAUGGGGCUGCGCCGAUGCGAUGGGGUCUCUGGCGCAGAAAAUCUCUGCUGCGCUCGACCAUCCAUCACUGCUUGAUGAACUCCGGGCAAAUCAGUGUGGUCCCGUGAGCAACGACAGUAGCUUAACAGGCAAUUCAGGAGCUGGUAUAACACAGAAACAGUGUGAAGACCACCAAAUAUCGGCUUUAUCAGCGGGCGAACAUCCGUUGAACUAUCAAAUGUUAUUUACCGGGUUAGACACCAUGGACGAUAUUUCUUGGAUGAACUUGGGCGCCGGAGACCCAAGCGAAGUCGGGCAUGACAACUUCCCUUCAAUUAACUUCAACGACCAUUGUGACUAUGGUACUAUCGCCAAAUAUAAACCUCAAGACACUACUACGAAUCCUUUCUUAAUCCUCGAGGCCUCUCGAAACCCGCAAUAUGCACAUCUGGUCGACGCUGCUGUGGAUUACGGCCGGAGCCAGGGUACUACCCUAAAUGACAAGGUUGAUGCUGCCCUCGACCGUCUCUUGGUAGAGUUCGGGCGAGAAAUUCUCAAAAUAAUCCCUGGCAAGGUCUCAACGGAGGUUGAUGCUCGCUUCUCCUUUGAUACAAAGGCCACAGUUGAAAAGGCGCUCCAUAUCCUGUACGAAAUCAUUGGAAUCUCUAAAGACCGCGUCCUCAUCAAGAUUGCUGCAACCUGGGAGGGCAUCCAAGCCACCAAAAUCCUCCAGAGAGAGCACGGUGUCAAUUGUAACUUGACAUUAAUAUUCUCCAUCAUUCAAGCCAUUACUGCGGCCGAGGCCGGAGCAUUUUUGAUAUCACCGUUCGUCGCCCGUGUAAAGGACUGGUACAAAGCCACAACCGGCCAGAAACACUUUACCCCACAAGAGCACCCUGGCGUCAAGUCUGUCCGGACCAUCUUUAACUACUACAAGAAGUUUGGCUACGAGACGAUUGUCAUGGGUGCUUCUUUCCGAGAGAAGUCUGAGGUCUUCGAGCUAGCUGGCUGCGAUUACCUCACGAUUCCUCCUUCACUCCUAGAAGAGCUCAUGUCAUCUCAAGAACGCGUCAAGCAGAGUCUGAGCCCUGAAGAUACCGCAUCACUAGAGGUCACAAACAAAAGCUAUAUCGAAAACGAAGCAGACUUUCGCUUCGACAUGAACGAGGAUGCCAUGGCCUCUGAGAAGCUUCGUGAAGGUAUCUCAAAAUUUGCGGCUGAUGCAGUCACUCUGAAAGACAUCCUCAAGAAGAAGGUGGAGGAUUCGCAGAGAUAA
Molecule: messenger RNA, 2916 nt
Organism: Exophiala oligosperma
Lineage: Eukaryota; Fungi; Ascomycota; Eurotiomycetes; Chaetothyriales; Herpotrichiellaceae
Product: transaldolase
Exons: 8
Coding region: 1-2916 (971 amino acids)
Biological process (GO): carbohydrate metabolic process; pentose-phosphate shunt, non-oxidative branch; pentose-phosphate shunt
Cellular component (GO): intracellular anatomical structure; cytoplasm
Molecular function (GO): transaldolase activity; DNA binding; zinc ion binding
Source: RefSeq, a predicted model, not a curated record